CAUUUCGUCCGCGUCGCGCCCGACGAGGUCAGCAUCUCUCACCCGGACGCCGUGCGGAAGGUGUUCCUAGCUCCGUUGACCAAAGGCUACUGGUAUGCCGGCUUCACCAUCCCAGACUGGCGCUAUGUCUCCCCGAUGUCCAUCCUCGACCCCCGCGCCAAGAUGGAAUUGUCCAAGGCGUUGUCGCCGGGCUAUGCACUAUCCAACGUCUUACAGUCCGAAGAGGCCGUCGGUCGGCUUAUCGAGCGGCUCAUGAACUGGAUGGAUGUAUUUGCGCGUGACGGUAAACCCAUGGAUUUAGACGAGUAUCUGUCGUAUACCACGCUGGAUAUUGUAGGCGAGGUGGUUUUCUCAAAACCUUUCGGA
Molecule: messenger RNA, 366 nt
Organism: Pyricularia grisea
Lineage: Eukaryota; Fungi; Ascomycota; Sordariomycetes; Magnaporthales; Pyriculariaceae
Exons: 2
Molecular function (GO): iron ion binding; heme binding; monooxygenase activity
Source: RefSeq, a predicted model, not a curated record